Molecule: messenger RNA, 1603 nt
Organism: Eucalyptus grandis
Lineage: Eukaryota; Viridiplantae; Streptophyta; Magnoliopsida; Myrtales; Myrtaceae
Product: probable LRR receptor-like serine/threonine-protein kinase At3g47570
Exons: 3
Coding region: 1-1017 (338 amino acids)
Biological process (GO): protein phosphorylation
Molecular function (GO): ATP binding; protein kinase activity
Source: RefSeq, a predicted model, not a curated record
AUGACCGCAAUAAUUUUUAACUCUUGUUCAGGUAGUUUUGGCAAUGUGUACAGAGGAACUCUUGGUCCCGACGGAAAAAUCGUGGCCAUCAAGGUUUUGAAUCUCCAGCAGAAAGGAGCUUUCAAGGGCUUCUUGGCCGAAUGCAAAGCACUCAGCAGCAUUCGGCAUCGUAACCUUGUUAAGAUCUUGACUGCUUGUUCGAGCAUCGACUCCCGUCGUAAUGACUUCAAAGCCUUGGUAUACGAGUUCAUGGUAAACGGCAACUUGGACGUUUGGUUGCACCCAAACGAUGAACACAUGCAGUUCAAACCUUUGAGCUUCCUGCAAAGAUUGAACAUCACGAUUGAUGUGGCCUCUGCUUUGGAUUAUCUUCACCACCUGUGCCGAACUCCAAUCAUCCACUGUGAUCUGAAGCCAAGCAACAUUCUUCUCGACGAUGAUUUCACAGCUCACAUCAGUGAUUUUGGAUUGUCGAGGCUCAUUUUCAAUUCUAACAAAGACAUCUUUUCGGGUCAUCCUAGCUCCUCUGCUUUUCAGGGAACCAUGGGUUACAUUGCUCCAGAAUAUGGAAUGGGCGUUCGUCCAUCAACAAGUGGGGAUGUGUACAGUUUCGGAAUUCUCUUGUUAGAGAUGUUCACUGGAAGACGACCGACGGACAACAUAUUUAAAGAGAAUUUUAACCUUCAGAAGUUCGUCAAGUCAGUGUUGUCAAAGCGAGCAACGGGGAUUUUGGAUCAGUCAAUUUUCUGCGGGGAAGUAGGCGAAAGCAUGGACAAGGAGGGGAUAUGGAGAGACUGUGUAAUCGACCAAGCUGAAUGUCUGAUAUCGGUUUUUGAGAUCGGAUUAAUUUGCUCAGCAGAAUCACCAAAAGACAGGAAGGACAUGAAUGGAGUUGCAGGGGACUUGCUCUCAAUCAGAGACAAGUUUCUCAAAACCGGCAUCCAUGAGGAUAGAAUACAAAGCCCUGCACCGAGGGACAGGUGCGAGGAGGUGACCUGUUCCACCUCCGGUUUUUGAGUGGGACGGGGGGAAACUGUGAAUAGAGGCGGGCACAACGUAGCUUGUUAGAGCCACGCGGCUCUUUCCAUGUCAAUGGCGGGCUAGCUUGGGCAUCUGCGAAGUCCUUCGUCCAUAACUGAGCUACCAGGGAGGGCCUUGGACUUUGAGGGGCUUCAGCUUGCUAGCGGGUGAGCCUCCAAACCAGCAGCUUCUGGUUGGUCAGCAAGCAAAACUAGCACGCUCUGCAUAAUAAAUAAAACAUGGACUUCGACUAUUCCUAUGGUUAUUUUCCUGUUAUGAGACAUCUAUAUGUACUUGGGUCCGGUCACGUUGUUGUGAGAUCCUAUGAAACCAUCCGUCGAGAACGAGAGCCUUCCGAGAGUCCUUGAGGCGGUGAUGGAAGGUCUCCAUGCACUCCUGUAGUGUAUGGAUGGAUUUCCUUCUUAUGUCCUCCAGCCAACUUGUCUUUCUUCUUUUCUGGGAAAGUAGAGACAGCAACGUUGAUACUGAUACUGUCCAAUCGGUUCCGCAACGGCUCAGUUUUCUGCUUAUUCCAUGAUCUGUCUUGAGAAUCCAGCAAUGGAUUCCUAGUUCCAUAAUUAAG